Molecule: messenger RNA, 5934 nt
Organism: Acanthopagrus latus (yellowfin seabream)
Lineage: Eukaryota; Metazoa; Chordata; Actinopteri; Spariformes; Sparidae
Gene: slc35e1
Product: solute carrier family 35 member E1
Exons: 6
Coding region: 508-1644 (378 amino acids)
Cellular component (GO): Golgi apparatus
Molecular function (GO): antiporter activity
Source: RefSeq, a predicted model, not a curated record
UCUAUCCUUUUUAUUUUAGUCCACAGAACAAGGAGUGCCUGGACACAAUGUGAUUCAAGAAGGUAAAUUAAAGCGCACACAGAGGAUCUGGCUUCAUCAUUUCAGUCACACAGAGACCGAACAAAGAACUUAUAGGCUCGGUUAUAUAAAACACAAGCACAGCCUUUAUUAAUACGGAUGGAUUCUCAGAAAAACAACAAUAAACGUUUCACACAGUCGGUAACGCGGAUUGAAACGCGUCACGUGACAUAAGCGUCGUCACCCAUUACUGAAAUUGUGGUAUUUUACUCACGUAACAACACUCUUUCCACCGCUGUGCAAUGUAAAUGUAGCUCAGUGUAUUUUAUUUUAUAAACGCAUUUCCGUGCAUGUCUUUUAUUCUGAAAGCCUCCCACCGGAAGUCAGGUGCUCCUCCAUCGCCGGCAGGGUGACGGCUGAGCAGCGCUGCCCUCCCCCGGCGCAGCCAGACAGACACACCGCCGGUGACUCGUCAUUCCGCGCUGUAAGAUGGCUACGGCGGACCGGCCCCCGGUCAGAGAAGGGAUCCGGAUAUUUCUUCUCUGCUGUUGCUGGUACACGGUCAGCUCGGGGGGCAACAUCGUCAACAAAAUCAUCCUCAAUGGAUUCCCGUACCCGGUCACAGUCUCUCUGUUCCACAUUAUUUCCAUCGUCGUCUUCCUCCCGCCGUUGUUGCGGGCAUGGGGAGUCCCCAAAACAGAACUGCCGAGCAGGUACUACCGGUGGUACAUCCUGCCUUUAGCUUUCGGAAAAUACUUUGCAUCUGUGUCGGCCCAUUUCAGCAUAUGGAAAGUACCAGUUUCAUACGCGCACACGGUCAAAGCUACAAUGCCAAUAUGGGUUGUGCUGCUAUCAAGAAUUAUCAUGAGGGAGAAGCAAACCACAAAGGUGUAUGUAUCGCUCAUCCCCAUCAUCAGUGGCGUGCUGCUGGCCACAGCGACUGAGCUGUCCUUUGAUGUUUCAGGACUAAUCAGCGCUCUCGCUGCCACGCUUUGCUUCUCUCUGCAGAACAUCUUCUCCAAAAAGGUGUUGCGAGACACAAGGAUCCACCACUUGAGGCUGCUCAAUAUCCUGGGCUUUAACGCCGUCAUCUUCAUGCUGCCCACAUGGGUCCUGGUGGAUCUCUCUGUGUUUCUUGUAAAUGGAGACAUGUCGGACCUCUCUGGAUCAUCCGGCACCUUUGUCCUCCUGCUCAUCAGCGGCUUUUGCAACUUCGCCCAGAACGUCAUUGCGUUCAGCAUCCUCAAUCUCGUCAGCCCGCUCAGCUACGCUGUCGCCAACGCCACCAAGAGGAUCAUGGUCAUCAGCAUCUCUCUGCUAAUGCUGCGCAACCCGGUCACCCUCACAAACGUCCUGGGUAUGAUGACGGCCAUAUUUGGAGUCUUCCUCUACAACAAGGCCAAGUACGACGCUAACAAGGAGAAGAAGCUCCUGCCCAGCGCCAAGCAGGACCUGAUGUCCUUCGACAACCCGGGGCUGGAGAAGAUCCAGGCCAAUGGGUCAGUGCCUUUCUCCCACGGCUCAGAGCAGCAGCACAGCUGGAACAACGUGCUGACCGACCACUUUCAGUACAGUCGGCAGACCUACACGACAAACUACAACAGCAACCACCAGUAUGUGGUGUAGAGGAGUCGUCUCUGGGUCGCUGUCAUAGACAUAACUGUGUGUAGCCACCCUCCCAGCAGCGGGUCUUCACAGCCCCGUACACGAGACUGCAGGCAAGUGCUAUUUGAUCUGGAUAAGAAGAAUGAGAUGAGUUGUUCAUGAUGGGCCAGUGAUGUGACCUCCCCCACGCUCCUCCCGGUCUAAACUUCACUAUCUGACAGUUUCGCUGUAUGUCAUUGUUUAUUUAUGACUAUGGUACCAACAGUACGAGCUGGUCUGAGAGAAAACAAAACUCACAUCACCUGUUUUCAUUUUGGUGAUGGAGUCAGACAACCAGACGCAGAAAUGACGCACGUAAAAGGUAGUUGGUAAAUUUGCACCUUACUGUCUGGAAACGUCUGAGUUUUGUUUUCACAGCCAGCUGUACUUUUUUUAAGUUGUUUUGUUCACUUUCAGAGGAAACUUGAACCGGAUCAACAGUCAUCAUGUUACAAGGUGUAACAAAGCAGAAGGACUCGACAUUUUGGUUUCAGGAAUUUCAUGUGUAGGGUUAUCAUUUUCAUCACAAAGCACCUGUAAUGAUGUGGAGGGGAACAAUAUGUUUGUAUAAAACGUGUUCCAUUAUUCAAAAGCUUGAUAUGGGUUGAGGAUCUGAGCUGACAGUUAUAGAAGGGACAUUUUCAUAGAUUUUUAUCAGACUGUCACUUUUAAUUCUAGUGAAAUUCAAAAUGUUUGUUAAACCACCAGCAGAAAUCCAUGGUCCUUGGCAGAUAAUUCCCACUGACUUUGGUGAUCUCCUGACUUUUCAUUCUGCGCUAUCGCAAGGUUUAUUUUUUAGUUUGUUUUUUUACAUAAAAUGUUAACUUUCAGAUGGAUUUUGGUACAAACAUUUAAAUCCCCAUCCUGAUGUGGUCCUCUAACUUUGCAUUUAAUCACCAUCAUCCAGUCAAAAUCUUUAUGUCUCCAAUACUGUAGUUUGUGGUGUAUUUGGUGUAUUUAAAACAAAAAAAAAUCUGCUAAACAAAUGCGAUUCCCAUCAGCUGGCCCUCUUGUUUAGUACUAAUUAAUGUCAGCAUGUUUGUCAGCAUCAUCAUUGUGAGCAUGUUGGCAUGGUAACAGUAGCAUCUAGUUAGUGCUGGAGUACAGUCUCACAGCUGUAGACUCUUUAGUCUGGUUUCAGUACACGGGAGAUGCUUUUGUAGACGUUACAUCACUUGCUGUCCAAAUUACAAGUGCCUGAUGAAGAAAAAUGCCCAAAAUUCAGUAUUAAAUACAUCCAUUCAUUAUGUCUGCAAGAAAAAUGAUGCUUGUAAACUUGUUGCCCAAAAAAGAUCAGUCAAAUUUCAGUCACACUUGUUUUGUUAAAGAGCUUGUGGAACACACAAAGCCUCCCUGUCUUUGAACCAAGAUAAACUUUCAUGAAAACAAAGAGUGAGACCAGUUCUGUGUCCAAGAACAGUCAAUGACCUCCUAAAGUUCUGCCUAUUUUCCUAAGAUGGAUAGAUCGAUUGAUUGAUAGAUAGAUAGAUGUUAUCAUAGAGCAAUAAGGAAAAGAUUUAGCGCUAACGUUAGAUUCACUAAAACAAAUGAUUCUUUCACUCUGCACUCCAUCAGCUGCAUACUGUAAUGAUGCUCAUGAUGUUUCAUCUUACUUCAGAAAUCAUUUUGAUGUCCUAGUUUGGAGUUGAAGAAUCAAUUUCAAAUAAUGCAUAGUUUGUUUUUAUUGACUAUUGGUAUUUAUGGAUCUGCAAAGCUUCUCAGUCAGAGUGAGAUUCUCUCCCCUUUGAAAGAGAUUUCUGUCAGCCUGAACCAAAGCUGCUCCGUCAUGUGUUUUCUUCUUAAACAGGCCCGAAAAACAUGUGAAAUUUAGAUUGUGAGGGUUUGUUAAUUGACUUUAUAGUUGUUUCCAACAUUGCUGUCAGAAGGUCACCAGACAAAAUGAGACAUGCAUGAAAUCAGAGGGUUGAGUUGUGCAAUUUAAAGAUUCAGCUAUACUUUAAUAAGAGGUGUCAUUAUCAUUGAUUACAGUAAAUGAUCAUCAUUAAAGUGCUUGAAGAAUUUUUAAUUUCAGAGACGUGUUUUGCGUCUCACUCCAGCAAUAUGAUUUUUUUUUUUUUUUUUUUUAAUGUUCCUUUUUUUGUGAAAUGUCUCGGCAUCUGAAUCAACAUUGUAUCUCUGCUUAUUUGUUUUGUUGGGACAAACGCACACUGAUUGAAUCUUUUGUAAAAAUGCCAGUUGUAGCCUGUGAGCUUAAUUUUGUCAGCUGUUGUCCUGGGUAAACUUGGGGAUAUUCUAGUAAUAUGGCAUUUAUUUUAGCAUACUAUGUUUGCCUUUGAUUCAAAACACUGUCAGAGAAUUUAGAGUCUCUGGGGUCGGUACGCACUGGGCUUCCCAGAGACAAACCAGUGUCAGUACAAAAACACCUUUUUGUUGUAAUUGAAACAGCCCUGUGAUUACUUCCUGUUUCUAAUGUCCCUUUUUGUUAGAACUGCUGCUGUAUUUGUUUCUGUGUUGACUGUUGGACCCUUUGAAGGCUUGACUCUGUGAUGUUAAAUUGAGACUUGGAGCGUUAGAGUUGUUCCGUACCAGCUCACCGAGGCCCUCCCACUUCAUGUCAUGGAUUAACUUGGAAAAAAGUGUAAUAACUUCUAUUUUUAUAUAUGCGAAGUCCUAUAGCAGUACUCUUGAUACAUAUAGAUUUGUGAAGUUUUGCCCUCGGAGUUGCAUUUAAUUUUUGUGAUUCUUUGCAUGUGUAUUCUCAGCCUCACAAGCUGCUUUUUUUUUUUCUCCGGAUUGGGUUGAAAUUUGUCUCAGCAUCCAAAGACCCAAAGGAUAUUUUACAGUAAUCAAAUCAGUAACAGUAAUUCACUUUUUAACCAAACAAAACGUCUUUCAUUUUAUUUUCAAAUCUUGCUUUCAUUUUCUUGCAACCAAAUAUAAAUUUUGUGUAAAAUUGAAAGUACAGAGUAGGAGAGGAUUUUGCAAUGUCCCUCGAGUAAAAUUUAAGUUUUUUACAUGAACCCUUUUGAGAAAAUCCAAGACAUGAAACUGGGAAAAGUCUGCAAGCAGAAAAUAUAAUUUUGUGCACUACAAUACCACAAACAGCUGCUUCAAAAAUGACAGAGGUUGAAUCAUAAUAUCUGAAAAGGUGCCGGCAUUCAUUUUUGUUUUCUGUAUUAACAUUGAAUUAAAUCACUGUGUAAUGUCAAAGUGUUGCUCACGACGCUGAAACAGCAGAGGAUGAACACCCAUCUCUGCAACUCGAUGACUGUUUGGUUUUACCGCUGCACGUAUCUCUCAUCAACUCCUGGAAGCUCCUGUGAUAAGAACCUCAUGUACUUAAAGAGUAACUCCAACAAUUUGACACAUUAAAGUGUGUUUACAGAACUUUGGGGGUUCUACUACAUUUGUGAAAAAAGUAUUAUAAGGCCAUUUGUUACUCCAGAAGAAGCUGCAAGUGAUCUUAUAAAUGGAGUGAUGUCAUUCAGUAGCUACGUUGCAUUAUGGGUAAUGUAGGCACCAGCGUUUGAAAAGGAAGAAGAAUGUCUGGCGAUGAAAAAGGUGAUAUCCUCGGGUCUGCUGUAUUGGUUUGGGCAAAUUCUUUUUGAACUUGUGAACUGAAAUGAGUCAGCUGUGUUAGACCAGUGGAUGGCUUCCCCAAUCUUUGUGCCUAAAUUACCCACAAUGCAGCUUCUGAUUGACAUCACUUUAGACAAUUAAUCAGAUCACAUGCAGCUUCCCCUGGAGCCACAGAUGGCUUCAUACUACUGUCUCGACAUAUGCAGUAGUACUCCACAAGACCUCUCAACACACUUUGAUGUGUGUAAAAUUGGUGGAUUUACCCUUUAACCUCCCAACAUCUAACAGGCAGAUAGAUGCAAUGAUUCACUCAGUGGUUAGAAAACAAAUUGAGUCAUUCAACAACUGAAGCACCAAACAGCAUAAAGAACACUAGAUUUAAUUUAUCAGGAUUCCAGAAAUGUACACAUAUUUUUUAUGUUACCUACAUUCUGCUGGUAUAAUGAAGAUGAAUUAUUAAACACUAAACACCCUCAGUCAGUCGAGGGGGCAUACACACACAUCUUCAACGACAGGUGGGUCUUUGUUAGCUCAGAAAGCUCAUGUUAACACUGUUGCGUCAUGUAAAAAAAUACUUAAAUCAUCAAACGCUUUAAGAGACGAGCCAUUUCAAAUCAAAAUGAGCUCAUACACAUAUUUUGAUAUAAAUAUCCCUUAAAUGAACUCCUCUGCAUAUCAGGUUGGUGCAACAAAUCAAGUGAAAUGUGACAUAUUGUGCAUGAGAGAUGAUGU